AUGGCAUCAACGAUUCUCGAACACCCUGUCGUGGGUCAAAUCCACGGUGUGCAGCCAAAGGCACAGGCCCACGUCGAGCAGUACCUCGGCAUCCAGUACGCAACGCUAGAGAACCGGUUUGCCAGGGGCAAGUUGGUCGAGACGUACAAGAGCCCGAUCCAGGCAACAGAGUCGGGCCCUCUGCCGGUUGCUGACCCCAAGAACGUUGACAAUGAGCACCUGCUGCUGCAGCACAGCCUGCCGCACCCCGAGUACAGAUUCAGCGACACCGAUUGUCUGACCCUGAACGUAUCGGCGCCGUCUCUCGACGCCAGAGGCACGAGGGCGGAGCCGCUGCCCGUCGUCGUCUUCUUGCACGGCGGCGGGUUUGCUACGGGGAGCGCAAGCUGGCCGCAGUGGGACCUUGCUCGCCUGGUUGAGCGAAGUGUCAAGCUCGACAGCCCUGUCGUUGCCGUUGGAAUCAACUAUCGUCUGGGCCCCUUUGGCUUCCUGGCCUCAUCAGCCUUGAAAGACGCGGGGUUCAAGCCCAACAAUGGGCUUGAUGACCAGAAACUCGGGUUGCGCUGGGUCCAGAUGAACAUCUCAGGCUUCGGGGGAGAUCCUGCGAAAGUCACUCUUUUAUGCAGCAGUGCUGGCGCUGCAUCCGGCUUCUACCAUCUUCAGUCUUCUGAACCUCUGUUCAGCCGGUUGGCCGCAUAUGGUGGCAGCCCACUUAUCCAGCCCAUACCCUUGGAAGUCACGGAAAUCGCCUACAGCGUCGCGACCAAAAUCCUCGGUAUCGAAAGCCAGUCGCCAGCUGACCAAGUCAAGUCACUCCUCAAGAUCCCCGCCGAGGAGCUCUCGGCUAAACUUGGUCAUCUGCCCGUUCCCUUGUCCGCAGCACACGACGGAGACGUCGUCCGUGCCAAGACGUCCUACGCUUCGCUGGCCGACACAAGCUCAUUGGAGAAGGAAUUCCCCGGUAUCGACUAUUGCAAAUCCAUCCUGCUAGGAGAUGGGCAAUUCGAUGGCAUGAUCAUCGGACUGACGGCUCUGGCGCACAGAACCGACAACCUGGCGACAUCUCUCGAGAACAGCCUGAAAACCGUCUUCGCAGAUGACCCGUCCAAAGUCAAGACCAUUUUGGAUGGCUACGGCAUCAACGAGUCCAAUACGGACAGGGUCCCAGUCCUGAACUUCCUGAACGACAUCGGUUUCGCCCAGCCCGCGAAGGCCACGGCGGAGGGAUGGGCUGCGGCCGGUUCCAGGCUCGGAACGAAGUCCUUCCUCACCCAUUUCAACAUGCCCAACCCAUGGCCCGGCCAGUGGCAGGGCAAGGCCACGCAUGCGCUGGACAUUGCAAUCCUGCUGGGCAACUACAACGAGUUCCUCAGCCCAGGCCAAAAGGCCAGCUCGGACCAGAUGUCUGGAGAUUUCCUCGCUUUCGCCUACGGCAAGGAGCCAUUCUCACCAUAUACCGCUGGCAAUGGCGGUGUGUCCAAGGUGUACAAGGCGGGCGUGGAUGCGAAGGACGACGAAUCAAGCGUGGUCAAAACGUCCAGCGAGGGUGAGACGGGGCGCAGGAAGAUUCUAGACGACCUGGCGGCUGGAGACCCGACCGUGUUGGACAAGCUUUUGGGUGUCUUUGGUCUGUUCCUUCAAGGGCCGAAGUAA
Molecule: messenger RNA, 1653 nt
Organism: Diaporthe citri
Lineage: Eukaryota; Fungi; Ascomycota; Sordariomycetes; Diaporthales; Diaporthaceae
Exons: 4
Coding region: 1-1653 (550 amino acids)
Source: RefSeq, a predicted model, not a curated record